Messenger RNA from Protopolystoma xenopodis, 258 nucleotides. The record is from the annotation of a GenBank genome assembly. Lineage: Eukaryota; Metazoa; Platyhelminthes; Monogenea; Polystomatidea; Polystomatidae.
AACGAGCUGGCGAACCGGCCGACAAGCGAGUCCGGCUCGCUGCUGUUCGGCCACAGACAGGCCAGCUGUGAAGAGGUGGCCAUCUCGGCUCGGCUCGGCUCGGCUUCGAGGCCCUUCGACGGCGCGCUUUGGCGGCUAGUCCUCGUGGCCGCGGCUGGCGGCCGAGGCAGAGGACGGUGUCAGUUGUUCGAGGCAGCGAAGCAGAAAUGGGCUCGAGCCGGACAUCACCACGGACGAGCGGGCUUAGUGGGAAACUAA